UAUCUCAGUUGGGAACAGCCACUCUGAAUGUGUCAUCGCGUCCUGACUUCUCUGUAGUGUUUGGCCACUUGAAGCUGCGGUUCGCCUGAAUUUAAUUAUCCAAUUCAGGUCAACUAAUCUGAUCCUAAGACGCGACAUUAUGCCACGCGGAGACUUCAGCGUUCACUUCGCCAGUAGAGGCGGUGGAUUAUACGUCCGUGCAGAAGAGGCAGCAGGAAUAGCACUCCUGGUUAUCAUUCUGGCAGCUCUUCUGAUCAUCGGCUGCUGGUACUACAGGAGAAGGAGUGGAUACAAAAUUAUCCGGACCCAAAAUGCAGGUCAGUCCUGGAGGGCAAUGGUGAACUCAGGCCAGUACAGAGGUGAAGGAGAAGCUGCUGAUAACAAAGUCGCACUCAAUGAGCUGAGCAAUCUCCAGCAUGUGGUUCCCAAUGCUCCUCCAGCAUAUGAGAAGAUUUCCUCUGGUCCUUCACCACCUCCCUACUCACCCUGAAACCCAUGCGGGGGUCAGCCACCAAAAACCAAAGACGGGGUUGUUAAAUUUUAUGGUCACUGAUUUUUUUGUUUUUACAUUAAACACUUGCUGAACCGAGUGUGCUGGAUUCCGUUCAACAAGGCCUGCUGCAGUUAGAUUUUUCAUUUUCAUUUGUUUUUAAAUAAUUGUGCCAUUGUCCACAACCAACAAGUAAUUCACAAAUAAAUUUUAGGAACGAUAAUGUGAUUUACCCUAAUUGCAUAGUAAUAAAUAGUGUUGCAAACACUUGCAAAAAUUUUAAGGAUUUCCAUAUUCUUUACACGGUACCUGAAUAUUAACUACCUGUUACAGUAAAAUUUAUGAACAUGCACUACAUGCAUUAU
Anguilla anguilla (European eel) is the source of this 855-nucleotide messenger RNA. It is a transcript of the gene mlana, whose product is annotated as melan-A. The record is from RefSeq and is a predicted model, not a curated record. Lineage: Eukaryota; Metazoa; Chordata; Actinopteri; Anguilliformes; Anguillidae. The transcript is spliced from 5 exons. Bases 140 to 490 code for a protein of 116 amino acids. Gene Ontology annotation, cellular component: melanosome.